UGUUCAAUGUUAUAAAAUCAACCGGCAAAUUGUUUAAGAUAUUUUUUUAUUGAAUUUUAUAUUAAAACCCCUUUAAAAGUGAUGCUUAUAAGAAGAAUUAAGUGCCUGCAGUAUCUGGGAACCCGCUACAACAGUUCGCACUAUGUGACAACUCCGAUUUUCUAUGUAAAUGCAGCCCCCCACAUUGGACACCUUUACUCGGCGGUUAUAGCUGAUGCCCACUGUCGUUAUCAGAUUCUAAGGAAUCCGGAAAAAAGUGUACGACUCUGCACCGGAACGGAUGAGCACGGUACCAAGAUCCAACAGGCGGCGGCACUUAACGGAGUUCCAGUGGCCAAAUAUUGUGAUGACAUAUCGGAGAGAUAUCGAAAAGUGUUCCGAAGUGCUAAUAUACAGUACGACGACUUCAUUCGCACAACAGAGGACCGACACAAGCGGGCAGUGGCGGAUUUCUGGAGGACACUUCACACACGAGGUCACAUCUAUUCAGCUGCCUACAGCGGUUGGUAUUGCGUGUCCGAUGAAACCUUUCUUACCGAUUCCCAGCUGAGACUAGAUGAGUCCACGGGCACACGUUACUCUCUCGAGUCAGGGCAUCCUGUCGAGUGGACUGAGGAAACCAACUACAUGUUCCGACUGGCACAAUUCCAAGAUGAUGUGCGUCAUUGGGUAAAACAAGAGGCUCGCAUCCGUCCGGCCAAGUUCGAAAAGAUUUUACUGGACACUCUUAGCGAACCACUGCCGGAUGUUUCGGUAUCGCGUCCUUCCAAUCGCGUUCACUGGGCUAUUCCUGUACCGGAUGAUGAUUCACAAACAGUUUAUGUCUGGCUGGAUGCUCUGGUUAACUAUCUGAGCUCUUUAGGAUAUCCUAAUAAGGAGUUCUCCAGCCACUGGCCACCGGCACAGCAGGUGAUCGGUAAGGACAUCCUAAAGUUCCAUGGCAUUUACUGGCCCGCUUUCCUUCUUGCCGCUGGAUUGGAGCCUCCCGGGCAGCUUUAUGUGCACUCCCAUUGGACCGUUGAUGGACAGAAGAUGUCGAAAAGCAAGCACAACGUGGUGGAUCCCGUCCAGGCAGCCCAGCAGUACACCAUGGAGGGCCUAAGAUACUUUCUACUCCGGGAGGGCGUUGCCCACAGUGAUGGCAACUACAGCCACGUUAAGGCGCAGCGCAUCCUUAACUCAGAACUGGCCGACACCCUGGGCAAUCUGCUAUCGCGUGCUUGUGCCAAGUCGCUGAAUCCCGGCCAAAUCUAUCCAUCAGCCAACGUCGAGCACUUGGCGGAUCUGCUCCAGAGUUUGGAUGCGGCCAAACGCCUGCAGGAUGCACUUCUGCAGCUGUCAGAACGAUGCGAGUCGCAUUACGAGUGCAAUCACUUCCACUUGGUGGCCGACAGUGUGAUGGCGGCUCUGCAUGCGGCCAACAACUUCUUCGAGAGCUCCAAGCCCUGGACGCUGAAGGCGGGCGCACCGGAAGGCAACCAGCCUCGUUUGGAGACCAUAAUCGCCAUGACAAUGGACGCGUUGCGGCUCUGUGGCAUUGUGCUGCAGCCCAUAAUUCCCCAGCUGGCCACGCGGCUGCUCGAUAAGCUAAGCGUACCGACCGCGCAACGUGGCUGGAAUUACUUGGCCAAGAGUUUUGCCACCACGCCAGCCAGUCAAGAAGGGAGCCAUCAAUUGGACGGACAAACCAGUGCUCUGCUGUUCCAGCGGAUUCUCGAGGAGAAUGGCGGAAAGUUGAAGGAGGAGCCGAAGCCGCAGCCAGCCAAGCGGAGUAAAUCGAAGAAGAAGGAGCGCCACGAAACAAUAUCCUGAAGUGGCUGUAAUAAACUGAUUUCAAAGCCAA
Messenger RNA from Drosophila eugracilis, 1843 nucleotides. RefSeq names its product methionine--tRNA ligase, mitochondrial (gene MetRS-m). The coding region runs from base 82 to 1812 and encodes 576 amino acids. Gene Ontology annotation, biological process: methionyl-tRNA aminoacylation. The transcript has 6 exons. NCBI's taxonomy places the organism in Eukaryota, Metazoa, Arthropoda, Insecta, Diptera, Drosophilidae. Gene Ontology annotation, molecular function: ATP binding; methionine-tRNA ligase activity. The record is from RefSeq and is a predicted model, not a curated record.